AUGGAAAUGGUUCUAAUGGUAAUGGACAUGAAGUUAUAUUGUAUAGUUUUGGAAUUAGUAUUACUUAUUCUAAACCCAAACUGGAGUAGCAAAUUUUGUUCCAUAAAACCACCGGUGGUCGACAUAUCAAUUGAUGUGUAUGAUGUUGUUGUCCAAGGUGGAGCGGUUGGAGAUGGAGUCACCGACGAUUCUAAGGCAUUCCAAAAUGUGUGGACGAAAGUUUGUCGAGCAAAUUCAGAAUUUCCAGAUUUUGUUAUACCCUCUGGAAAGAGUUUCCUAUUGAGCCCUAUAACAUUCAAAGGUCCCUGCAGGUCUCCAAAGCUUGUUAUACAGGUUUUGGGUAAUAUUGUUGCACCAAACCAAAUUUCAGCAUGGGGUAAUGAUUCAAAACAUAGCUGGGUUGAUUUUUCUCAUAUAGAUGGGCUGACAAUCCAUGGACCUGGUCUGAUUGAUGGGCAAGGACUCACUUGGUGGAACCAAUCUCAUGUAGAAGAGCGUCCAACUGCCUUAAAACUGGAUUCAUGCAACAGAGUGAAAUUAAGCGGACUGAAACAUAUAAAUAGUCCAAGAAAUCAUAUCUCAAUACAUAAUUGUACCAACGUAAUCGUCUCCAACAUCAAUAUAACUGCUCCUGGAACCAGCCAUAAUACGGAUGGAAUUGAUAUUAGUUGGUCGACACACAUUCAAAUCCAAGAUUCUUUCAUCGGAACCGGUGAUGAUUGCAUAGCAAUUAAUGGUGGAACUUCCUUUGUAGAUAUCAUUAAUCUGGCAUGUGGACCAGGCCAUGGCAUAAGUGUGGGAAGCUUGGGAGCCAAAGGAGCAACUGAAAUUGUGGAAAAUAUACACGUCGAAAACUGUACAUUCACAGGGACUCAAAAUGGAGUGAGAAUCAAGACAUGGCAGGGGGGCUCAGGCCAUGCAAGGCGUAUCAUGUUCGAUCAAAUUAAAUUUGUAGAAGUGGAGAAUCCAAUUGUUAUCGAUCAAUACUAUUGUAAUGCUAAACACAAUUGCAAGAAUCACACAUCUGCUGUUGAAGUUAGUGAUGUUUACUACAAUAGGAUUUAUGGAACUUCGAAACAUCACAAAAAUGUUAUCAACCUGAGAUGCAGCCAGGAUGUCCCUUGCACUAACAUAAUCAUGAACCAAAUCAACAUCCAAUCAAUGGAUCCACAUAAAAACAGCACUUCGUUCAGCUACAAUGCUUACGGAAUAUCUAAUGAUACAACACCGGCUGUAACACUCAUAUCUUAA
Molecule: messenger RNA, 1251 nt
Organism: Papaver somniferum (opium poppy)
Lineage: Eukaryota; Viridiplantae; Streptophyta; Magnoliopsida; Ranunculales; Papaveraceae
Product: probable polygalacturonase At3g15720
Exons: 10
Coding region: 1-1251 (416 amino acids)
Biological process (GO): carbohydrate metabolic process
Molecular function (GO): polygalacturonase activity
Source: RefSeq, a predicted model, not a curated record